Messenger RNA from Achroia grisella, 3177 nucleotides. RefSeq names its product integrator complex subunit 4 (gene IntS4). The transcript has 16 exons. The coding region runs from base 134 to 3028 and encodes 964 amino acids. The record is from RefSeq and is a predicted model, not a curated record. NCBI's taxonomy places the organism in Eukaryota, Metazoa, Arthropoda, Insecta, Lepidoptera, Pyralidae. Gene Ontology annotation, cellular component: integrator complex. Gene Ontology annotation, biological process: snRNA processing.
GUUUUAUCUACUCGACUGUUAUUCACCGUGAGGUUAUUUAUAUCGGCUGUUUAUUAUGUUUUGCUAUCAAAACGUCUAAAGUAUUGAAGAAACUACUCCAAUUCUCAAGAUAUAAUUAUAUAGUAAUAGCAAAAUGGCUGCUCUUUUAAAAAAGCGUGCCUUAGCUGAAUACAAUAAAUCAUUUCAGGAUGGUCCUCCAUCAAAAAAGUUACAUUUGGUCAAAAAGCCAUUGAUAGGUAGUUCAGCUGCUGCAUUUGUCGGACUUCUGGAGAAGUGCAAGUCAAGUGAUGAAGCUUUACAGUUGCUGCUACGCAUUUCCGACUGCCUCCAAUUCCAAGAAUCAGAUGUUGAGGAAGCUAUCAAGAAGUUGUCUGAGCAUUUUCAAUCAGAAGAAGAGUCUGUAGUCAGAGUAAAGAUAUUGUGGUUGUUCUGUGACAUUGGUUUGGAAUGCCCCGGUGCUAAUUUAAACAAUCUGAUUGAUGAAACAAUACAUUUGAUUAAGAAUGAGACAUCUCACAAGGUGAUUGCUCAAGGCAUAGCAACAUUAUUAAAACUUGGUAACAAGUUCCCUGAUGAUAAAAUAUUAAUGACUCGGCUGGUCGGAGUUGCAAAGGACAAUUUGAAAGAUACAAGUCAUCAGGUGAAGUGUCGGUGUUUGCAGCUCAUCAGUGAACUGUAUCCUAUAUACCCUGAGUCUGAUAGGACUUUGGAGAUGGUUGCUGAAUCUGAUGCUAUUGUCAAGUUACUAGGAGACUAUUCUUAUGCUGAGGAUGCAAGGGUACGUUGUGAGGCAUUCCAGUCGCUUCUAACAUUGAAUGACAGGGGCCAAACACUCAGUGCAAAUUUAUAUGAUCAAGUUUGUAUUGCACUAUCUGAUGACUAUGAGAUAGUUAGGGAAGUGGCUUUGAAACUAGUAUGGGUGCUUGGAAAUAAAUAUCCUGAGAACACUGUACUUCUUCAAGAUGGUGAGACAUCUAUGCGCUUAGUUGAUGACGCAUUUGUCCGCAUCUGUUCUGCUGUAAAUGAUUUGUGUAUGCAAGUGCGGGCGCUUGCUUGUACCCUACUGGGUACUACGCGAGGUGUCUCCGAUCGCUUUUUAUUACAAACCCUCGAUAAGCAGCUUAUGAGUAAUAUGAAGAAAAAGCGCACGGCACACGAGCGCGGCGCGGAGCUGGUGCGGUCGGGCGCCUGGGCGAGCGGGCGGCGCUGGGCCGACGACGCGCCCGGCGCCCUCGUGCACUCGGACCACGUGCAGCUGCUGCCCGGCGGCGCCGCCGGGGCCUUCGUGCACGGCCUCGAGGACGAGCUCAUGGAGGUCCGCACCGCAGCAGUGGACGCUGUGUGCCAGCUAUCAAUGGAGAACUCCAUAUUCGCGACGACAUCGCUCGACUUCCUUGUGGACAUGUUCAAUGACGAGAUCGAGGAUGUGCGCCUGCGGGCUAUCGACAGCCUCACCAAGAUGGCGCACCACAUCGUACUCAGGGAGGACCAGCUCGAGAUUAUAUUGAGUGCUCUGGAGGAUUACUCUAUGGACGUCAGGGAAGGACUCCACAGAAUGUUAGGUUCGUGUACAGUUGCAUCCAAGACUUGUCUCGAGAUGUGUAUUGACAAAAUAUUGGAAAAUCUCAAGAGAUAUCCGCAGGACAAGCGGUCGACGUUCCGGUGCGCGCAGCGUCUGGGCAGCUCGCACGCGACGCUGGUGUUGCCGCUGGCGCCGCGCCUGCUGGCCGUGCAUCCGUUCUUCGACAUGCCCGAGCCGGACGUCGAGGACCCUGCCUACAUGUGCGUGUUAAUACUGACUUUGAACGCGGCGCAGCACUGCACUACAAUGUUGCCAUUAUUCGAGGAGCACACCGUCAAACAUUACACCUACCUGCGGGACACCAUGCCGCAUCUCGUGCCACAUUUGCCCAUUGGUGAAGCGCAACUAGGCGCUGAGAAAAUAGAGGCUGCAAUGGACGACAGCGCGGUGAGACGUUUUUUCGAAUCUGUGCUGCAGCAUAUUGACAACACCACACUGUCAACUAACGUGCGCCUCAAGAUGUUACGGUCCGCCGAGGAUCAACUCAACAAGCUGUCGGAGGUGGAGCCGCAGGUGUCGGGCGCGGCGCAGUUCACGGCGCUGUUCGCGCGCUGCGCCCGCGCGCUGCACGCCGCGCUGCACGCCGCGCCGCGCGCCGCGCCGCCGCCGCCCGCGCUCUCUCAACUGCACAAGGACUGUCUACGGCUUCAGCAUCAAUUCAGCGGCGUGACAGAGCAGGAGAACGCGUGCGUGUGGCAGCUGGCGCUGCGCGUGUGUGCGGCGCGGCUGCACGCGGCCGCCACCGCCGCCCCCGCGCCCCCCGCGCCCGCCGCCCCGCCCGCGCCCGCCGCCGCCGGCCCCGCGCCCGCCGCCCUCUCCGCCGCCGCCGCCCUCACGCACCACGCGGAGCUCCUCGACCGGAUGCUAGCCUCUGCAGGCGUGGAGCCGGACCCGUUCACGAUAGCAGUGUUCCAGCAGCUGUCGAUGAGCGCCGACAACAAGCCGGCGGCCCUCGCGCGCGCUCUCAUGCCGCUACUGCUCGCAGCGCCGCUGCCAUUAAUACCCAGGCCCAGUCUUAAGAUCCGUAUGUGUACCGCGACGAUAAUUGAGCCGGCGAGCGACAACGACACCGUGCUGCGGUUCAGUGCCGGGCUAGUGACCAGCGUGGCGCUCGAAGCGGAGGUGGUGCGAGUGCGCGAGCCGGGCGCACUGCGCGUACGAGUCGCAUACCCCGACCGUCGCCACCACGCGCUGGUGCCGCCGCGCGACCACCUGCGGCCGCUCGACCAUCUCGACCACAACGACGACGGCACCCAUAACGUGCGCCUGCUGACCAAGGUGUUGAUCUCGCACGGCGUGUGGACGGACCCGUGCGGCGUGGACAUCACGGUGUGUCUCGCAGUCGACGACGCCGUCGGCAGUGCCCGCGACCAAGCUCCGCUCGUAGAACUCAGCCGCCCCGUGCGAGUCACCGUCGCACCCAAAAUGAUCAAACGCGGCAUAUAAUACAACUACCUGUGUCUGUUUCGCCCGCGUGAAAUUUGUAGAUAUAUAAGCUAUAUUAUUUUAAAGCUACAAUAAAAUCCAUUCAGUAUUUUUGGCGUGAGAGUAACAAACAGCCAUACUUACAUCCACACUCACAAAUUUUCACGCUU